AUGGCUCUGCAAGCUGCUGUAAAAGGAAAACUAAUUAGCGUUAUUGGAGAUGAAGAUACAUGCGUGGGAUUUCUCCUUGGAGGAAUCGGCGAAAUCAACAAGAACAGACACCCAAAUUUCAUGGUAGUUGAUAAAAAUACUCCAGUGAGUGAAAUUGAAGAGUGUUUCAAGAGAUUCAUCAAGCGGGAUGACAUUGACAUUAUCCUCAUCAAUCAAAACAUUGCAGAGAUGAUCAGACAUGUGAUUGAUUCUCACACAGCCCCUGUACCAUCAGUCUUGGAGAUUCCAUCCAAAGAUCAUCCCUAUGAUGCAUCCAAGGACUCUAUCUUACGUCGUGCUAAGGGCAUGUUUAACCCAGAUGAUUUGGUACGC
This is a messenger RNA of Brenthis ino (lesser marbled fritillary), 372 nucleotides long. NCBI's taxonomy places the organism in Eukaryota, Metazoa, Arthropoda, Insecta, Lepidoptera, Nymphalidae. The record is from the annotation of a GenBank genome assembly.